Molecule: messenger RNA, 515 nt
Organism: Diabrotica virgifera virgifera (western corn rootworm)
Lineage: Eukaryota; Metazoa; Arthropoda; Insecta; Coleoptera; Chrysomelidae
Exons: 3
Coding region: 129-515 (128 amino acids)
Source: RefSeq, a predicted model, not a curated record
GUUUGGGCAAAAUAAAAAGAUAUUUUUGAAAAAGGAUACGCUUCAGAUGACGGCACAAUUAUUUCAACAAGGAAAAGCAGGCAAAAGAAGAAAAACUUAGCAGAGUUCAAAAGUUACCGAAAUUGACCAUGUUUUUUAAGAACCAAGGAGAAAACAACGCCAAACCUCUGUUAAUUACGCACGAUGACAAGGAAAUAAAUGCUUCAAUUGAUGUUGCAUCAACAAGCAAACCCCAUUUGACAGAAAAAGAUGAGUUAAGUGAAAAUUCUAACAAUGAUUCUCAUUUGGCAGCGUCCACAUCUUCUGGGUUUUUAGUUUCUAAUGAUGUAUCAUUGUGGCCAACAACUCUAACAGAUGCAUUUCGAGCAAGUUGUGUAGAAAAAGGCUCAGAAUAUUUUCAAAACAAUGAUGGCGUGUAUGCAGCUUCCAAGCGUAACUUCAAAACACAAAAUAGAAGUCUUUCCGAUGUCCCUGAUGAUGCUAAGUUAGCGAAAGUGUACUUGGGCAAGAUUUGA